Stegostoma tigrinum is the source of this 2854-nucleotide messenger RNA. RefSeq names its product cell division cycle protein 20 homolog. Gene Ontology annotation, cellular component: anaphase-promoting complex. The coding region runs from base 185 to 1900 and encodes 571 amino acids. Gene Ontology annotation, biological process: anaphase-promoting complex-dependent catabolic process; positive regulation of ubiquitin protein ligase activity; positive regulation of anaphase-promoting complex-dependent catabolic process. Gene Ontology annotation, molecular function: ubiquitin ligase activator activity; protein binding; anaphase-promoting complex binding. The transcript is spliced from 10 exons. The record is from RefSeq and is a predicted model, not a curated record. NCBI's taxonomy places the organism in Eukaryota, Metazoa, Chordata, Chondrichthyes, Orectolobiformes, Stegostomatidae.
CUGCUACAGGAUUCAGUACGGAGAAGGGCUUUCACAGUCAGGCAGUGAAUGUAUUGUAUAUGAUUAGGCUGGAAAGGGAAUUAGGGAGGUUUAAGAAAGGACCUUAAUCAGAUCGAAGGAUAGCCUUUCUCUUGAUCUAUCCUAAAAUAGUAGUUUAACCCUAGAUCACUUUCCAUCCCGGAAUAUGGAAUGGGAAUUAGAGAAGCUUUUCCCCCGUAAAAUCAAGACAGGAGAGGAGAUGCAAUGGGAGAAAAUAAUGAAGAAACUUGCUAAUGAAACAAAGUGGAGUUCACAGCAAUACGUAGGCCGACUGUUUAAGGCGGCAGAAAGAGGAAAGCUGAUGCGCUCUUUAUUCAAAACCAGUACCACGGGGAGCAGGAUGAAAUGGGAGCUGCCAAGCCCAGUUGCCAGUAGCAGCCCUGUUGUUGCAAAGUGGCAGAGCUUGCCCAGAAGAGACUGCAGAAGAACAGCCGCAUCAAGUGGAGCUCCAGUAGCGACUGUAAUAGAGGAAGAAGGAAGAACUAGAACUGGGACAUUGGCAAGUGCAGCAACUAAGGUUAACACCGUGACGGCAACAACAAGCGACCUAUUUAGGGCUGGAGUAGAAGUUGUAACAAUGAUACAGUCAGAAGACAGGACAUUAAUAGCAGCAGAGAGUGGAACUGAGACAGGAGAUGACAGCCAAACUAGAUCUGUGACUGAUGGUGGGACCAUGACAGAACCAGAUAAGGAGACUGGGCCUGGGUUUGAGGAAGUCAUGAAGACACAGACAGAUACAGAGCAAUUAACCAAAGGGAUCCUCCCCUGUAGGAAGAAAGCUUUUCAGCAAGCAUGUUUGGGACACUGUGCGUCUCCAGGUUACAAGAACAAUCUAGGUGACAUGUUUCUCUCUGGUAAAUGUGAUGGUACAAAAAGGAAACGAUGCAUACCUUUCCUCCCGAUGAAAGUCUUAGAUGCUCCAGGUCUGAAGGAUGAUUACUAUCUUAAUUUGGUUGAUUGGAAUGCUGCAAAUCUGGUAGCCAUUGCUCUAUCUGAUACAGUAUAUCUUUGGCACCCAGAGAAGGGAGUGCAUGAGGCCAUAAGUGUGGAGCCAGGGUACAUCUCAUCAGUCGCCUGGAUUAAAGAUAGAAACAACCUUGCAAUUGGAACCAGUGCUGCUGAUGUGCAGUUGUGGGACAUUGAGACAAAGAAGAAAUUACGCAGCAUGCAUAGCCACAGUUCAAUGGUUGGUGCUUUGAGCUGGAACAGCUAUAUUCUUAGCAGUGGCUCCCGAUUUGGAUCUAUUCACCACCAUGAUGUAAGAAUUGCACAUCACCAUGUUGGUAGUCUCUUUGGUCACAGCUCUCAAGUGUGUAGCCUCAAAUGGUCACCAAAUGGUGCACUACUCGCUAGUGGGGGUAAUGACGGUCUGCUGAAUAUCUGGUUUAAUGAUCCAGGAGCCAACAAUAACAGUAAACCAGACAUGACCAUUAAUAAUCAUAAGUCAGCUGUAAAGGCCAUGAACUGGUGCCCUUGGCAAUCUGGAAUACUUGCUGUAGGAGGAGGAAUGAAAGAUGGACAUUUGCGUAUAUGGGACACAAAGAGUGGGAGCUGUAUCCGAGAUGUGGAUACAAAGUCACAAAUUUGUUCAUUACUCUGGCUAUCACAACACAAUGAGUUAAUAACUGGCCAUGGACUUCCCAAGCACCAGAUCUCAGUCUGGAAUUACCCAACUCUUGUGAAAUCAGCAAAUCUCAAAGGUCACAGAGGGAGAGUUCUGCAUAUGGCAUCCAGUCCUGAUGGCAACGUAGUGUUUUCAGCAGCAGCUGAUGAAACAGUGUGUUUAUGGAACUGUGUCACUGCCAGUGAACAGAAGCAGGAUGUAAAACAGGCUUUCAAUGUUGAGGGUUCACAAUACUGACUGCUGAGAGCAAAGUAGUUCUUAGUAGAACAAGCAAUAGAUAUUAUUGUUUCAAAAAUAUUGCUUUUGAAAUCUGUCACCCUUGACUCUUUGAUGUAAGAUAUCUGCUGGAAUGUUUUUGAAACAGUGUUUCUUGAAAGCUGUAAAUAUUAAUAUUCAGAGAGAUUUGACUAUAUUUGUGCAAGGAAUUUGGAAAUUUAGCCUGUGGACAUAACCUACAAUUUGGAAGGCAAAUGGGAUGUUGGCCUAUAUUGUAAAGGAAUUAGAUUUCAGGAAUAAAGUUUUGGCACAAUUGUUUAGGGCUUUAGUGAGAUCAGCUAGAAUAAAGUGUGCAGUUUCUGCCUCCAUAUAUAAAGAAGCAUUAUUUUCACUGGAAGCAUUACAACAAAGAUUCACCAAGUUGGCACUUGGAGUGAGAGAUUUGUCCUAUGAUGAGAAUUUGAGUAAAUUGGGCCUACAUUCUUAGAAAUUUAGAAGAAUGAGAGGCAAUCAACAACCGAUGACUUGUCCUGGACUGCCAAUGUAAAUGCAACAGUCAAGAAGGCACAACAAGGCCUCUUCUUCCUCAGGCAGCUCAGGAAGUUUGCCAUGUCCAUAAGGUCCCUCACCAACUUCUGCAGAGGUACCGUUGAAAGCAUACUGUCUGAGGGCAUAAUGGCCUGGUAUGGCAACUGCUGUGCCCAGGACCGUAAGAAAUUACAGAAAGUGGCGUGCACAGCCCAGACCAUCAUAGAAGCCAACCUUCCAUCCAUGGCCUCUGUUUACACGGCUUGCUGCUGCAGAAAGGUGGCCAACAUCAUCAAAGGCCCAUUGUGCCCUGGAAAUGACCUCCUACAACCUCUUCCAUCAGGCAGAAGAUACAGAAACCUGUAUCUAAUAUACACACACAAGCAGGUUCAGGAACAGCUUCUUUCUGGCCGUUAACAGACUGUCGAAUGGGUUCUAGCCUCAAAU